AUGACUAAGCCUCACUCCCAGCCGGUCUGACUGAGUCCUAAGGCGUUUAAGGGGGGAAAAAAAACCUCACUGACGAACUAGCUGGAUGUCAGCACGGCAACCGUUCAGGCAGGAGCUGUUUGGUUUCACCCAGGAUUUUCUGUGGAAAAUAAGUUAGCAGAGGAAAGAGCCCCUGACCAGGGACCAGCUGGAUCAGAUCGGAAUUAACCUGUACUCCCAGAGGAUACUGAGAAGGCCUUGAACAGCGUGGAAGUCAACCUGCAGAAAGAAAUAGCACCUCCACCCCACACAUCUGUUCACACACUCCUCCUGUCCGUAAAGAAUCAUGGAGUUACAGAAACUGGCCAAUGGGAACCACCAUGACCUGAGUCCAGAGAAGAUUAAUCUGGAUGAUGGGUUUGACGGCGUUGAAAGUGUUGCAACAGAAAGCGAGGAGUUUCUACCUCACAGCCAUGAUGGGAAGAAACAGCCACAAUUCACUGAUUUCGAGGGAAAGACCUCUUUUGGGAUGUCUGUCUUCAACCUCAGCAAUGCCAUCAUGGGGAGUGGAAUUCUGGGAUUGGCAUAUGCCAUGUCCAACACUGGCAUCAUCCUCUUCCUAUUCCUCUUGACAUGCAUUGCCAUUCUGUCCGCAUACUCCAUUCACCUCCUGCUGAAGAGCGCAGGCGUUGUGGGCAUCCGCGCGUAUGAGCAGCUGGGAAACCGGGCUUUCGGGCCCCCGGGCAAAGCUCUGGCAGCCGUAAUCAUCACCAUACACAACAUCGGCGCCAUGUCCAGCUAUCUCUUCAUUGUGAAAUAUGAGCUGCCUCUUGUCAUCCAGGCCUUCCUCGGGAAACAGAGCAACACUGGAGAGUGGUUCUUAGAAGGGAAUUACCUGAUCAUCAUCGUCAGCAUCGUCGUCAUCCUCCCCCUUGCACUAAUGAAACAGCUCGGUUACCUGGGGUACACCAGUGGCUUCUCCCUCACCUGCAUGGUGUUCUUCCUCAUCUCGGUGAUCUACAAGAAGUUCAACAUUCCAUGUCCAUUCGACAAAAUUAAUGUCUCUCUCAGCCUUACGGAAGAAGACACCUGUCAGAGUGAACUUUUCACCAUUAACCAACAGACGGCAUACACCAUCCCCAUCCUGGCCUUUGCGUUUGUUUGCCACCCAGAGGUGCUGCCCAUCUACACGGAACUGCGCAACCCAACCAAGAAGCGCAUGCAGACGGUGGCCAACAUCUCCAUACUCGCCAUGUUUGUCAUGUACCUGCUCACUGCUAUCUUUGGCUACCUCACCUUCUAUGUGAACGUGGAGGCGGAGCUCUUGCACACCUACAGCAAGGUGGACCCCCUGGACACGCUGGUGCUCUGUGUGCGUCUUGCCGUGUUGGUGGCUGUCACCCUCACCGUGCCCGUUGUUCUGUUCCCGAUCCGGAGGGCGGUUCUGCAGCUGCUGUUCCCAGAUAAGCCAUUCCACUGGGCUCGGCACAUUGGCAUCGCCAUCUCGCUGCUCUUCAUCGUCAACCUGCUCGUCAUCUUUGUGCCCAACAUACGCGACAUCUUCGGCCUCAUCGGAGCCACUUCCGCUCCCAGCCUGAUCUUCAUCCUGCCCGGAAUAUUCUACAUUCGCAUCGUCCCCAGCGAUGUGGAACCCUUGAAAUCCCGGUCAAAGAUCCAGGCUGCCUGUUUUGCCGGCCUGGGUUUUGUGUUCAUGGUGAUGAGCUUGUCUUUCAUCGUGGUGGACUGGGUUUCUGGAGAGAGCCGGAGCGGGGGUGGGCACUGACAUUCAGCGAUGCCAAUGCACCAAAUGGAACAGGACAUUUACUCUCAAUCCAGCAUCUGUAUCCCCCCCAGUCCCCCAACACACAUACACACCUAUUUACCCAGUCCAGUAAACCGCCAAUGUUAACACUGACUUGACACUGUCCGCAUGCAGAACAUACAGACUCUACUUCCUGUCUCAUUCCCAGAUAAUUUUUCCCCCGUCCUCAGGUUAGUUUUACUGUAUUGUUUAUGAGAAUAAUGACAGUCCUGUCUCCCAGGAAUCUGCAGCUCUCUUAAUGUGCUGCCCUGACCAGUUGCUCUGUGCUCACGCUGAGAGGUGGGAGACAGAAGAAAAAAACUGUCAAAUUCUUCUCCCAGUACAUUCUUCUCCCUCACUUAACCUGCAAGGAACAUAUGCAAAUUACUGUCAGCUGUCUGAUGUGGUUGUCAGUAAAUUAGAAAAUUAGGUCAUAAAAUAAUAAAUAGAUUAUACAUAUAUUUUAUCCUGCAACUUGAAAUGGAAAGAUUAUUUUAUUCCAGUUAUAUUUAUAUUUUGCAAAAAAAAAGCAAAUGUGAAAUUAUUUAAAUUUCUCCCUCUCCCUUUUGCAAAACAAAAGUAAAACAUUAGUUUUAGUCUUCGUGCCAUUUAUUUAAUCACAAUGUAUAUACAAACAUAUCAGUAUGAAAAAACUGUAAGUGUUGUUUGUUAUACCAGUAGGGUGGUUUACAAGAAAGCCAUACAUUCAGUCCUGCGAAUGUAAUUGGUCAGCUCUGAGCCAGCUGACGGUUUACAGUGUGUAUUGGUCGAUAAAUGUUCCCGUGCAGUCUAUGACCAAAAAUUGUAUGAACCUGAUGAAGUAUUUGUGUAUUUGUUUUAAUACUUUAUAACUUGCAUUAAGGAUUAAGCUCUCCAUACCCACCAGCUAGCGUGUUGGCGAGAAAGGUGUUUCCAAACUGCUAUGUUGGGUAAAAACAGAAUCAGGAGAAUUGAGGCCAAAUUCAUACAGCAAGCAAUUGCAUUAAAUAACCAAAAGAUAAGCUGCGUAUGAAUGUAAACCUUUUCCCACCAGCCUUGUUGCAUAUUUAUACCAUAUAUUUUCUGUUUUUUUUUUCUUCAAAAUUGUUGAAUUAGCAGAAAUGAUGAGGCAGUUGUGUUUUUUAACAAACACUUUUAUUUUGAGGUUCACUACACAUAUUUCCAGCAGGCAAGGUGGACUGAGUUAGGAAAUGACAUUAAUUCUAGUCGCAUGAAAUAAAGCCCAUGGACGUGUAGUUGUUGUUUUCUUUUUCUAAAAUGUCUCCCUGGACUGUUCGCUGUCCAUCAUAAUAUCAUCUUUCCCUGAUUGGGGAAAAGGCGAAGGGGAAAGAGAUCAUUUCUUCCCUCUGUUAUUAGAGAGCCAAAGAAAGAAGGGCCUAUUUUACCACUGUCAUAAAUGGCCUUGGAGUAAGUCCAUAAAAUAUUUUGAUGUGUUCUUAUAUCUGUAAAAGAUUAUAGAUUUAAAGAUUUUUGCUGUCCACAUGAAGUUAUUUUGUAUAAUAAUUGUAGUCUUGUCUGAGAAAAAGGCAUGAAAAUGGAAUAUUUUUAAAUAAUACACCCAUAUUUGUGUAUGUUUGUACAUGUGUUCACAUGUGUUUAUAUUUCAAGAAAAAGAGUUAAAAUGCACAAAUUAUUUGUUCCUAUUUGACCAAUCCAAGGACAUUUUGGUGAGCAUUUGAAUGCUCCUUUUUGAUUUGUAGUAUUUAUCAAGAGAGUUCCUGGGGGAUACUGGCGCAAAAGUAUCAAGUUCUGUUUUUUGGUCAGUUGUAUCACAAAAUAUUUGUCAAGGUCACAGACGUGCUCUCUUUUUAAAUAAAGAUGAAUAACUCUUUAAUAAAUUUAAUAA
This is a messenger RNA of Anguilla rostrata (American eel), 3626 nucleotides long. Its product is annotated as sodium-coupled neutral amino acid transporter 3-like. Gene Ontology annotation, cellular component: plasma membrane. Lineage: Eukaryota; Metazoa; Chordata; Actinopteri; Anguilliformes; Anguillidae. The record is from RefSeq and is a predicted model, not a curated record. The transcript has 16 exons. Gene Ontology annotation, molecular function: L-glutamine transmembrane transporter activity; glycine transmembrane transporter activity. Gene Ontology annotation, biological process: L-histidine transmembrane transport; glycine transport; serine transport. The coding region runs from base 326 to 1762 and encodes 478 amino acids.